AUGGGACUCGGUCGCGACGCAAAUCACCGCCACUCUAACUGCCCAGCGCAUGGUACACUCCGGCUACCGGCUCGUGACUGUUGGACACUCAAUGGGCGGUGCACUGGCCACUCUCGCCGCCGUCUCGCUUCUCCAGCUCUUCCCGGCGUCGCCGAUGUUGGACCAAACGCGCACUUACUCUUACGGUGCCCCUCGUGUCGGAAACGAGGCUUUUGCCCACCACGUUAACACGCAGCUGGGUCACAGAGCAUUUCGAGUGGUCCAUGCUGAUGACGGCGUUCCGACGAUGAUCCCGGUUUCUCUCGGAUAUCAUCACCACGGGAUCGAAUACUGGCAGCAGCGCGACCCGCCGUCACACUUGAACACGGUCCAGUGCUCUGCGAGUGGUGAGGACGUCUUUUGUUCUGCGAGUAUACCAUCAAAGGGCAUCACACUCGCGCAUGCCACGUAUCUCGGUAUCAGUAUCGGCACCUCCUUCUGUUUUUGAGCACAUUGCAGUACAUAAUUUUAAUCCAUCUGUAUGAGACUCAAUGACCAUGAAACACCAACUUGGGAUACUUUCCGGUUGUCCGGAUCGGG
Mycena citricolor is the source of this 579-nucleotide messenger RNA. The record is from the annotation of a GenBank genome assembly. NCBI's taxonomy places the organism in Eukaryota, Fungi, Basidiomycota, Agaricomycetes, Agaricales, Mycenaceae.